UGGAAAUUUGCCAUGCAGAUUGUCUCCAGGCCCAUCAUCAUCAAGCUGCGACAGGAGGAGCUCACUCUGACCAACAUUAGGCAGUACUACUUUGUCUGCAGGAACUGGGAGCAGAAGUAUGAGGCCCUCUGCAACCUCGAUGGCAGCAUCACCAUUGGCCAGGCCAUGAUCUUCUGCCAGCCACAUCUCAUCUGCAAACAGGGAACCCGCCGGAGUGCAGGCUGGCUCUCGGUGAAGAUGAUGCAGGAUGGGCACCAAGUGGCCAUGCUGACAGCAGAGCUGUCCACCGUGCAGAGAACUGAUGUCAUCCAGAGGUUUCGUGAUGGCCAGGAGAAGGUUCUCAUCACCACCAAUGUCUGUGCGAGAGGUCAGUCCCAAAAGCACACGCUGAAGGGUGAAAAUCUGCUUGCUUCCCCUAUGAAAAUUCCUUUGCUCUGAGCCCUGUUGUGUGGAAAUCCCUUCACUUUGAACAAUUUUAAGCACUUAGGUUUCAUGCUUCAAGUUUCCAACCGUGCAGUGACAGGCAGAACUUUAUCAUGAAAGCUGAGGCUUUUGUCAAUAUGAUUCUGUGAAUUAGGAAAAAUCGACCACGAUGGGGACUCAAAGGCAAAAGGGACGAUAAAUGCAAGUUUAUCACAGAAGUGAUCACAAAA
Molecule: messenger RNA, 653 nt
Organism: Meleagris gallopavo (turkey)
Lineage: Eukaryota; Metazoa; Chordata; Aves; Galliformes; Phasianidae
Source: RefSeq, a predicted model, not a curated record